Messenger RNA from Ustilago hordei, 1317 nucleotides. RefSeq names its product putative ADE12 - adenylosuccinate synthetase. Gene Ontology annotation, biological process: 'de novo' AMP biosynthetic process; IMP metabolic process. The transcript has a single exon. Gene Ontology annotation, cellular component: cytoplasm. Gene Ontology annotation, molecular function: GTP binding; adenylosuccinate synthase activity. The record is from RefSeq and is a predicted model, not a curated record. NCBI's taxonomy places the organism in Eukaryota, Fungi, Basidiomycota, Ustilaginomycetes, Ustilaginales, Ustilaginaceae. The coding region runs from base 1 to 1317 and encodes 438 amino acids.
AUGGCUGCAAUGCCAAAACCCUCCGACUCCAAGACGGGCGGCAAGGCCACCGUCUUGCUAGGGUCCCAAUGGGGUGACGAGGGCAAGGGCAAGCUUGCCGAUGUUCUCUCUGGUCAGAUGGACGUUUGCGCACGAUGCGCUGGUGGUAACAACGCCGGACACACCAUUGUCGCCGACGUCAACGGCGUCAAGACCAAGUUCGACUUCCACCUCCUCCCCUCUGGUCUCGUCAACCCUCGCUGCGCUGGCUUCAUCGGCUCCGGUGUCGUCGUUCACGUUCCUUCCUUCUUUGCCGAGCUGGACAACAUCGAGAAGAAGGGUCUCAACUGCGAUGGCCGUCUCUUCAUUUCCGAUCGUGCUCACCUUGUUUUCGACUUCCAUCAGGUCGUUGAUGGUCUCAAGGAGGUUGAGCUGGGCGGUAGCAGCAUCGGCACCACCAAGAAGGGUAUCGGACCGGCUUACUCCUCCAAGGCUUCGCGUUCGGGUCUUCGUGUACACCACCUCUACGACCCCGAGCUGUUUGCCUCCAAGUUCCGCAAACUUGUUGAGGGCCGUUUCAAGCGUUACGGUCACUUUGAGUACGACACCGAGGGUGAGAUUGCCCGUUACCGUGCUUUUGCCGAACGUCUGCGACCGCACAUUGUCGACGGUGUCACUUUCAUCCACACCGCGCUCGCUCAGAACCGCAAGGUGUUGGUGGAGGGGGCCAACGCUCUCUUCCUCGACAUCGAUUUCGGAACGUAUCCCUUCGUCACCAGUUCGUCCACUUCGAUUGGUGGUGUGCUCACCGGUCUCGGCAUCCCGCCCACUGCCAUCGGCGAUGUCAUCGGUGUCAUGAAGGCCUACACUACUCGUGUCGGUAUGGGACCUUUCCCUACCGAGCUGCACGAGGAGAUCGGUCACCACUUGCAAGAGGUUGGCGCCGAGUACGGUGUCACCACUGGCCGAAGACGUCGUUGCGGUUGGCUCGACUUGGUCAUGAUGCGAUACUCGUGUCUGAUCAACGGCUACACCAGCCUCAACUUGACCAAGCUCGACGUGUUGGACGAGCUCAAGGAGCUCAAGAUUGCUAUUGGCUAUGUCGUUGAUGGCAAGGAGCUGCCGAGCUUCCCCGCUGACCUUGAGGUGCUCGCCAAGGUCGAAGUACAGUACAAGACAUUGCCAGGAUGGCAGCAAGAUAUCUCGAAAGCUCAGACCUGGGAAGAGCUUCCCAAGAAUUGCCGCAAGUAUGUAGAAUUCAUCGAGCAGUUCCUCGGCGUCAAAAUCGAAUGGAUCGGCGUCGGACCUGCUCGUGAGUCGAUGAUUCACCGAGCAUGA